Colletotrichum paranaense is the source of this 501-nucleotide messenger RNA. RefSeq lists its product as uncharacterized. The transcript is spliced from 2 exons. The record is from RefSeq and is a predicted model, not a curated record. The coding region runs from base 1 to 501 and encodes 166 amino acids. NCBI's taxonomy places the organism in Eukaryota, Fungi, Ascomycota, Sordariomycetes, Glomerellales, Glomerellaceae.
AUGGCACCCAUCCGACCCAAGGUGGCAGCCUCUGCACCGCCUGCAGAGCAGAGCCCAGAUGCUGGAUCUUGCCGAACAUCCAUCCUUCCGACCAUUCAUCGGCCUUUCCAUGCCCAUGUCUAUCCCAUCUUCAGGGACUGGCGGGUCACAGUGGCUUCCAUAGCAGCAGAUACCCUACCGCUACUUACGCUCUCGUGGCCCUGGCCAGAGACCAGGCGCUACCUGAUGACGUCGUGUACCUCCGGCUUCGACGACGAUGCCCGCAUCCCCCGCCAGGUUUAUGUCAACGGCCUUCAGUGCUUGAAAGAGCUUGUUGCCCCGACGCCCUUCCCGGCUUCGACAGUGUUGCCUCCAGGUCCCGACAUGCCGCCCACUGCCACCGCACAGCACCACGCCACACCCUCACACCCUCUAAGACUACGUACCAUUGUGAAGACCCUUCAAAAUGCCGUCAAUGAGCUGGUCCAACCAAUGCCGGGUUCAUCCCGUUUCCAUAAUUAG